Coffea eugenioides is the source of this 895-nucleotide messenger RNA. RefSeq names its product NAC domain-containing protein 83-like. The coding region runs from base 74 to 826 and encodes 250 amino acids. Gene Ontology annotation, molecular function: DNA binding. NCBI's taxonomy places the organism in Eukaryota, Viridiplantae, Streptophyta, Magnoliopsida, Gentianales, Rubiaceae. The record is from RefSeq and is a predicted model, not a curated record. Gene Ontology annotation, biological process: regulation of DNA-templated transcription. The transcript is spliced from 3 exons.
AUCAACAUCUUCCCAGAGCUCUCUUCCUUUGUGUCUCUGUCUCUGUCUCAGUACUCUGGGAUUAAUUGAGGAUAUGGGCUGUCUGAAUUUUGUCAAGGAUGGAGUAAUCAGGCUGCCUCCUGGUUUUCGAUUUCAACCAACCGAUGAAGAGAUUGUCUUCCAAUAUUUGCUGCGUAAAACAUUUUCUUGUCCUUUGCCUGCUUCAAUCAUUCCUGAGAUCAAUGUCUGCAAGCAUGAUCCCUGGGAUUUGCCGGGUGAUUUGGAGCAAGACAGAUAUUUCUUCAGCAACAAGGAAGCCAAGUACCCUAACGGUAACAGGACGAAUAGAGCUACUGAUACUGGCUACUGGAAGGCCACUGGUGUAGACAAACAAAUUGUGUCUUCCAGGAGAAAACCGCUGCUGGGGUUAAGGAAAACAUUGGUAUUCCACAAAGGGAAGUCUCCGCAUGGCUCCAGAACGGAUUGGAUCAUGCAUGAAUAUCGCCUUAUCCUCACAGGAAAAACAGCCUGCUGCUCGCAACAAACUGCAAAAUCUUCUCAGAGUUCUUCGGUCCAAUUGGGCAAUUGGGUUCUAUGCCAUAUAUUUUUGAAGAAAGGAAGCACCAAAGCUGUAGAUGAAACUGUGCAGGUUUGCAAGAAUUAUAAGAAUAUAGCCGAGCAAAAUGUGAGAAUGGACCAGCAUAGAUUCGAAAAUUUCACUAUUGGCAACUUGAGUGAAGUAGCUUCAACCUCGUCCUCCAGUUCUUUCUUCUCUGAUCCAAGUGUUCUAACUGAGGUCUCCUCUAGUCAGUGUGAUUACGAAGAAACUAGUAGCCCCAUUGUAUAAUUUCCUUUAUUUAUUGGCUUCAUCUCACUUUGGAUCUAGUUCCUCUUCAUCUUGUGUUGAUCUUUAGCC